GUUUCCUUUGUCAACGAGUCGAGUUGGUUAAUGGACGAUAUUUAAUAUUUUCUUACCUGUUUUAGAUAAUGUAAACUUACAGAACAAGUAUAUACACAGUGUAGAAUUCUACACUCCUCUCUGGUUUGACGGAGAUUUAGUUUUUGUUUUACAGUUUAUAAUAUUUUAACGGAGUAGAUUUCUACACAAAGACCUGGCAACCCGGGACUUGUUAAAGUCAGCGUUGGUGUUCCGGCGCGCGCGUGUACUAAACCCUGGGGUCUCCUGAUGCGUCUCGAGUUCCUGCACUUCCCUCUGAAUGCUUAAACAUCCCCGGCGGUUUUCUGCCCCAAGGACUCUCCUCAGGCCGCUGCGUCGAUGAUGGCAGCUGUUUCCAAGGUGACGGAGAGCAUCGUGAUCCUCGACGAUGAUGAUGAUGGUGAAAAGCCUUCCCCGUCGUCGUUUCCAUCUUCUUGCCAUCCUCAGAGUGCCGACACACCUCGAGUCACACAUGUCCCUGAGUCUCCGUUCGCCUCGGCCAGCAAGAAGGUCCACAUCCUGAAAGUGGAGAACGAGAAGCUCUUCAGCGAGUUCGUGGAUCACUGUGUAAAACAUGCCCAGGAGCACCCGGAGGUCGUGCCCUUCCUGAAGUCGAAAUACGCCAAGGCCUUCCCUGACUUCCUGACGUCUGUGGAGUUCCGGAACGCGGUGGGCCGCUGCCUGACUAAAGCCCAGGCGCAAACUAGCAAAACAUUCGUCUACAUUAACGAACUCUGUACCAUUCUUAAAAAGCACUCCUCCAAACGGAAGUCCAACAUUCAGCCGGUGAAACCCCCGAACGGGGACGAGAUUGCCAAUGCGAAUGUGAAGAACGAGUCUGCCAGGGGGAACACAGGCGCUGGGGAGGAGGAAAAGAAAACGAAACGAGCUUCCAGAAAACAGAUAGCACACUUGGAGAACUUGCUGAAGGUUUACAGUGAUGAGAUCAAACGACUGCAGGAGAGGGAAUUGAGUUUGGAGGAAUUGGAGAAGGAGGACUCGUGCUACAUCCAGGAGCACAAGCUCAAACGCAGGAUGAUGAAGAUCUAUGAUAAACUGUGUGAGCUGAAGAACUGUAGCACACAUACUGGCCGUGUCAUGGAGCAGAGGAUUCACUACAGCGGCACUCGUUACCCAGAGAUCAACAAGAAGAUUGAGCGAUUUAUAAACCGGCCUGAGGUCCACGAGAACCCUCCGGAUUACACGGACAUCCUGCAGGUGGUUAAGCGCGCCAACAAGCGCAACCAGCUCAUGCUGAGCCGCAAGCAGGAGGCGCAGAUCGCGCAGGAGGCGUUCUGCGAGACGGGCAGCAAACUGCAGGAGAGGCGCCACCUUGACAUGGUCUACAACUUCGGGUCUCACCUCACAGACCUCUACAAGCCUACCUCAGAUCCUGCCAUAAAUGACUCUUCCUUGGAGAGGAAGUUACGCUCUAACAGAGAAGUGGCACUCGGCUCCCUCGAGGAGGUCAUUAACAAAUACGCUCUCAAACAGGAUGACGCCGAGGAGGAGGACAGGAGAAAACGUCUGGAGAAAGACAAGGCGAAAAAAGAGGAUGGUCAGCAGGCAUCUGUAAAGGCAGAGAGAAGUGACAAGAGUGAAGUUACAAAUCAAGCAGAGGAAGAGAAGAAGGAGAAACAGGAGGGGGAGGAGGAAAAAGAGGAGAAGGAUGAGGAAGAUGAGGAAGAGGAAGAUGCGGAGGAAGACGAGGAAGAAGAUGAGGAAGAUGAUGAGGAAUCUUCAGAUCCGGAUAUCGAGGAGGAGAUCAAGGCCAGCGAAGCACAAGAUGGACCGGAUGAUGAAGACAACGAGGAAGAACGUCUGAGCGCCAGUGAUGACGCUGUACAGCCAGGCAGCAAUGGGUCGUGUCCCUCGGUCAAGUCCCCUGACUGCGGAGAUGAAAGUGCCGAUGAUGUUCCACAGUCUGACAUCAGGACAAGCGGCAGCAUCUCCACAGAAAAAUAUCCGGAAAACAAGCAUUCUCCCGACAGUCCCUCCUCUUCGCACGGCCAUGGUGAGUCGGGUGUCCGGAACCCUCGGACUGGAGAGGCCGACGUGUUACUGGACUCGAACAGUAUCGGCGAAGCCACGGGGAUUCCAUUCGCCAUUGAGGACUGUGUCUCCAUCCCAGUGAUGAUGUCUGCCAAGCAUCCUGAGGCGACUAGCAAAAUGAGUAACAGCAAGAAGAGGAAACGGGAGUCAAAGAGGAACCACACGAUCGUCCAUAAUGGAAACGCCGGAGAGAGCGAUGUGAGUAACAGUGAUGUCUCUCGGGAUGUAAAAAUGGCCUGUAGCCCUGUGCUCGUGGACUCCACCAGGGCGGACACACCCACUCAGGAUUUGGUCAGCAGCUCUCGCUCCACACCUCCCCCUAAAAAGCACAAGGUGAAUGUUGCGACCCAAUGUGACCCAGAUGAGGUGAUUGUUCUCUCUGAUUCGGACUGAGCUGCCGUACUGCUGGGUAACUGGACAACGAGUCCUCGUUACCAUAGCCCUCCAUACUCCAAAUCUGCUGGUGCUUAUCCAGGUCGCAUCCCGUUUCAAAUGCAAUGAAGCCAGGUGUCUGUCUGAAGCGAGAAACAAAGUAAAGAGGAGCUGUUUUGCUGUGAAUUGAAGCAUUGCUAUCAUAUAAUUACCUUUUUUUUUUUUUUUUUUUUUUUACGCCAACACGGCUAGCUGCAAUGUUGCCCAUGUGGCUAAGCAGCACAGAUUCAGGGUAUUAUUCAUGGGGUAUUUUAUAGAAAAAUAUAAACGUUCAUUGUAUUGUUCUAUUGUAUUUGAAUAUUCUUUUUUUUUUUUAAACAGAUGAAAGUUUGGUCUUUGUCCCUGUUUAAAAAGAUUUAGUUAAGCAGGGAGGGCCUAAUUUAUUUUUCUGUUGAGUUCCCUUAAAA
This is a messenger RNA of Clarias gariepinus (North African catfish), 2909 nucleotides long. RefSeq names its product death-domain associated protein (gene daxx). Bases 358 to 2463 code for a protein of 701 amino acids. NCBI's taxonomy places the organism in Eukaryota, Metazoa, Chordata, Actinopteri, Siluriformes, Clariidae. Gene Ontology annotation, molecular function: histone binding. The record is from RefSeq and is a predicted model, not a curated record. The transcript has 12 exons.